Molecule: messenger RNA, 300 nt
Organism: Aspergillus luchuensis
Lineage: Eukaryota; Fungi; Ascomycota; Eurotiomycetes; Eurotiales; Aspergillaceae
Exons: 1
Coding region: 1-300 (99 amino acids)
Source: RefSeq, a predicted model, not a curated record
AUGAGGAUGGAUGGGGUGGUCCUCUCCCGACCUGCGAGUUGCUUCAUAGGAACGUCCAUCGCCAACCAUUAUUCCAGUCCGGAGAUUCCCGCCAUGGCACUGGCGCCUAAGGAAUCGCCGGUUUGCUCGGGGAGGCCGUCUUGUUCUGGAAUUCGCUUAGUGCACUUCGCGCAAGAUUUUCAUGCUGGAUUUCCUUUCGGCGUCCGCGAGGGAUUUGGCCCUAUGGAACGGCCUUCUGACCGGCGUGUCAUCGAGGCCCCUCUCACUGUCGGUUUGCGCACAUCACCGCCAUGUGGAUGA